AUGUCGUCGCUGGUGAAGGAGGACUUAGAGAAAAAACUGUUUAAGCCUCUAGCGCAGAAUCUCUGCGAGUUUAUUGAGAUCGAGUUCUCGGUCCAGGACAGGUAUUACCUCUGUGUGUCAGUGACCAAAACUGACGAAGUAAAAAUAAUCAUGGUGAAACACUACAGAGUAGGUCUAGAUGAAAAGUACGAAGUAACAAAGAAGUGGUCUUUGGAUGAUCUGCAGAUGAUUGACGGAAAAGAAGCCGAUACCGACAAUCCGUUUUUUGAUCUGCACUUCAAGAAAGUGUACAGCUUGGAGGCCUACAGUUGUGCCUCUAAGUACUCCUUUGCUCGAACAGUGAACAGGCUGAACCAUGUGUAUCUUAAGAAGGACUUACACAUCGUGAACUUUGAUUCGACUUACAUUAAUGAUGACUCCAUUUGGUCCUCCAACAACAAGGACUGCCUGGUCCUCAUGAGAAUAUGCUUUUAUGCUUUCAAUCUUGUGUGCUUGUCCCUGUGUCCCCUGCCACUUUGA
Molecule: messenger RNA, 519 nt
Organism: Cricetulus griseus (Chinese hamster)
Lineage: Eukaryota; Metazoa; Chordata; Mammalia; Rodentia; Cricetidae
Source: RefSeq, a predicted model, not a curated record